CCAUAUUCCACCAUGAGAUAAUCACUUGUUCACUCAACCAAGUUCUUUGUUUUCCAGUAUAUCGAUCUCUAACCAUUUCAAGCUUUCAUUGAACUUUGUAUCCUACAAAGUUUCAACUUAAUUGGGUGUUUUUUUUCCUUCUUUGAAGAGACUAAUAUUUCUGAUCACUAUCAUUCAUCACCAUGGCACCCCAUGGAGAGGCCAUUGUUAGGUCAUCCUACACUAGGACUAACAAUUUCACCAAGCCACCAAGGCUAUCCAACGACAGCCUCCACCGGACAGUGUCCGACAUCUCAUUUGAACUGAGCAAAGAGGCCGCCAUGGACAUAAAUCUGCCACCGAUAUCCGAGGUUGAAGAUGCUAAGUGUGAGUGUUGUGGCAUGAGUGAAGAAUGCACACCGGAAUACAUAGAUCGUGUUCGUGACAAGUUCUUGGGGAAGUGGAUAUGUGGGCUGUGUGCUGAAGCAGUGAAGGAAGAAAUGGAGAAGAAUGGAGGGAAAACUAGAGAAGAAGCUUUGAGUGCUCAUAUGAGUGCAUGUGUUAGGUUUAAUAAGUUUGGUAGGGCUUUUCCAGUACUCUCCCAAGCUGAAGCAAUGAGAGAGAUGCUAAAGAAGAGCACAAGGUUGGAAGGAAGAGGAUUUAGGGCCAAAUCCAUCAGUCCUAGGGACAAAGGUGGCCAAAAGAAAGGUGGUAUUGCAAGGAGCUCAAGCUGCAUUCCAGCCAUUACUAGGGAGAUGAAUAACCUCAAAAUAUCCAAUUGACUCUCUCUCUCUCCCUCUCUCUCUCUCUCUCUCUCUAUAUAUAUAUAUAUAUAUAUGGACCAAAGUUUUCAUUUAUAUAUCUAUUUCUUCCCUUCACUUUUAGAUGGCUUGAAUAGUUUUAUUCUGGAAUUUUUUCAAAGCCCCUUAUGACCUCUAAUCUUCAGAAUAACCUUUACUUCUCUUCAGGGCUUUUGGGUUGGUAUCCAAACUUUACCACGUCUAGUUAGUUUCUCUCUAGGUUUUUAUCCUCCCCUUGGUUCAUCAAGGACACAACUUUUUCCAAUAGUCACCCAAGAAAUUAGGGUUUUUUUUGGUUGGUCCUACUCUCUUGCCUCUUUUUCCCCACUUGGGGUUAGCCGGUUUUAAAAUUUCCAUUCACUCUCUUAGGUUCAUUGGGAUUGUCAAGCACCAAAUCGGGACCUUGAAUUUAGAAUUAAUUAUAGAAAAAUUAAUUCAAAGUUAAACUAAAUUUUCUUCAAUUCCAAAUUCAACUCACCAAUUCAAUACUCCCAAAGAUAGCAUCAAUGUUUUUCUAAUUUACCAUGUAACUCUCUUCUUCUUUUUUUAAGGUGUGGUUAAUGUUUACCUAUUUCAGUCUUCUUGAUUACCCACUAGUAUCUUCUAUGUUCAUGUAUAUUUUAAAGCGUGUCGCUCUUUGCAUGUAUAAAUAUUAAAGCUUUUAUUUGUAAUCGUUAUGAAGCCCUCACAAUCUCCCUAACAGAAGGUUUUCAGUCAUGUUUUGGCAUUUUGAAGUGUUCUAAUAAUUAAUACAUAUGUAACUAGUCAUGAGAGAAUUGAUUAAUGAAUGUGUUUUUGUUGAUUUAUGUAA
This is a messenger RNA of Cornus florida, 1590 nucleotides long. RefSeq lists its product as uncharacterized. The record is from RefSeq and is a predicted model, not a curated record. The transcript has a single exon. Lineage: Eukaryota; Viridiplantae; Streptophyta; Magnoliopsida; Cornales; Cornaceae. Bases 183 to 761 code for a protein of 192 amino acids.